AGACCGGAGAGAGGCGAAAGCGAAGCAGACGAGAGUGCUCAGGUGUUGGGGACUGUCCGGAUAAUUGUCUCUCUCUCCGUGCCGUCUGUUUUGUGGGCCAUUUUUUGUUCUUUCCCUUGGAUCUUCCAUGACAUCCGAUUUGCAGUCUAGUUAUUGCCGAGAGCUGGGGAGGCAUUGCUCAGUAAACCUGCAGCGAGUUUGUGCCGCCACUACAAGGGCCUGUCACUACUUAGAGGGCUCCACUUUAGAGCCGUGACUUUCUUAGCAGCACAUUUGGAGAGUAUGCAGCCGUCAAGCCCAAAGUCUCCAGGAAUCGUCAAAAUGGAUGACGAGGGCGUAGAUAACGGUGACGAUAAAGAGCAAGACAUCAAUAUCGACGAUAUCUCAGACGACGAGGGUGAGGCGAGAACGACCAGUAAUGACGUCGCACACAACGGACGUCAUUCUCCCCAGCGUCUGGGAGUCAAGGAGUCGGCUUACUUGAGGACAGGAAGUGACGACAGCGUGAUGGACUCUCAAAGCGACAGGAGGCAGGGCCACGAGAAGCUUCCGGUGAGUUCUAGAACGUCUGCUCUGUCCGAGUCCCCGCCCCCUUCCCCUGGUGGGCGGGGCAGUGCUGACGUCAUGAUGGACAGCCUUCACAAAGACGCCAGCUAUCUGGACGAUCUCAAACAAUACCAGCUCCACGUUCUAGAAAGACAGCGGAAAUUCGGAGACCUUGGGGCGAUCGGUCUAAGACUUAUGGGGGGAGAGGCGAGAGACUCAAUCGGAGACCGAGGGCCCAUGUCUCUGUUAGCGUCUCAGCAUCAGCAGCAUCACCACUUCCAGCGACAACAACAACAACAACAACAGCAGCAGCAGCAGCAGCAACAGCAGCAACAGCAGCAGCAGCACAUGAUGGACCUCCUGUACAGAAACCACUACCAGCAGCUGUACCUCAUGAGUCGCAACCCGGCACGCCCAUCCUCACUAUCCCCGCCCUCCUCCACGUUUUCUGCCACGCCCACCCCUCAAGCCCCUCCCCCAUUGUUUGUGUCUCAGAACCACCUCUCCCCCCUCCAGCCGGUCAUCUCAAGCCGCUCCCUACUGCGCGACGUCGGCGAGACUGGAACCCACGCCUUCAGAGACUUCCACCCCUCUCCCAAACACAUCCGUCUCGGCUCUGAAAACCAAAAUCGAAUUCAGUCUCCAACAAACCCAGACAGGGCCCUGGGCUAUCGCGGUAGCCCUCACAAAGACGACUCGAACCCCAGUCGUAGUCCACACGGGCAGAACAACAACCCCGAGGACCACGAGCGCGGUUUGAUGAACGCGAGCGCGUCGGAAAAAUGGGACUCGAACUCUGGACAGUGUUCACCGGGUGGCCGGCGAGCUACUGCACCCGACACAGCAGCAACGUUUGUGACGAGAAACUCUCUGCCUCAGUCUUCGUCUCCACUCCCUUCCCCACCCCCAGCACAUCCACACGGCGCGCUCAGAGACGAGGAGAGGAAUGCAACAACAACAUCAUCAACAACAACAACAGCAACAGCAAUAACAACAACGGCAGCGACAAGAGCGACACGAGCCACACCCCCUCCGUCUCCUCCCCCUACCAACCCCACCUCCUCCGGUAUCUCCUCCAAUCGUAAGAGAUCGGCACCAGAUGACGUCACAGACGCCACGCCCCCUUCCUCCCCGAACCUGACAGCCGCUGUGGUUAGUCCACGGACCUCCAAACUACCCUGGAGACCUAUUGACUGUGGUCCACCAUCGCCGCCACCACCACCACCACCAUCACAACCCCCGCAACCGCAAACACAACCACUAUCAGCAUCAACAUCAGCAUCACCACCAUUGUCGUCAUCAUCACAUCUCUUACAACCCCCACCAUCAUCAUCAUUAUCAUCAUCGCCACCACACCCACUACAAUUACCGCAACCACAAUCACUACCAUCAUUAUUAUCAUCAUCAUUAUCAUCAUCAUCUUCCCCACCACCACCACACCCACUACAACCACAACCACAGCCCUACAGCGAAGAAUACGGUGAUAUCGAUCAGCGCAAUCAUCGACAACACCACAAUCAUAAUCUACAGCAACAUCAUCUACAUCAUCAUCAUCAUGAGCGAGGUACGGGUCAGGGAGAGCAGUCACUUCACCACCGUGAGGAAGCAGACCUGAGUGGGCGUGGCUUGGAGGAGGAAAUGAGGUCAAGGUCGCCGCUGCUGUCACCUGACGUAGACAGGAGCUCCGCGCGGAGCAACACGCCCUCCCCGGCCAGGUCUAGGAAUGCCUCCGUCACGGACAACGAGAAAGAGGAAGACCUUCGUCUGCGCUCCCCGGCCAGCGAGUCCCCGCCGGUCUCACCGGGCAAUGAACACUCUG
Molecule: messenger RNA, 2365 nt
Organism: Aplysia californica (California sea hare)
Lineage: Eukaryota; Metazoa; Mollusca; Gastropoda; Aplysiida; Aplysiidae
Product: histone-lysine N-methyltransferase 2D
Biological process (GO): regulation of transcription by RNA polymerase II
Cellular component (GO): nucleus
Molecular function (GO): RNA polymerase II cis-regulatory region sequence-specific DNA binding; DNA-binding transcription factor activity, RNA polymerase II-specific
Source: RefSeq, a predicted model, not a curated record